AGAAUGAGGGGAGGGGGAGAAAUUACCCAGGAGCCUCUUUGUCCCGGAAGUGGAAGGUGUUGACCGCCCUCACCAGCAAGGCAAUCCGAAGGGGAGAGCAGCCCUCAGCAAUCAUGGUUUCUUCAAAGCAGCUGGCUGACUUUGGCUAUAAGACCUUCUCAGGCUCCAUGAUGCUCCUUACGCUGUAUGGUGGCUACCUCUGUAGCCUCAGAGCAUAUCGAUAUUUCCAAAACAAGAGUGCCAUGAAGCAGCUUGAGCAGCAGGAGAUAGUAUCUGCAGUUAAAGACUGAACACUGCCUUCCCAAUAUCUGACUCCAUGAAAUUGCUGAACAUGACAUUGCAGUCAUGUUCAGCAGAGACUUCUAAGUGCAUCUCCAAGAAUUUUGGUCAUUUAAGAAGAUGGAAGCAGGUUCAUAAUUAUGUAAUUAUUACAUUUCUUGUUUGCAGCUUCUUUCUCCUUUCUGUAAAUAGAAGCUGAGAGCUUUAAAUAUAAAAGAUAUAUUUGUAGAA
Messenger RNA from Anolis sagrei ordinatus, 510 nucleotides. RefSeq names its product cytochrome c oxidase assembly factor COX14 (gene COX14). Gene Ontology annotation, biological process: mitochondrial respiratory chain complex IV assembly. The record is from RefSeq and is a predicted model, not a curated record. Gene Ontology annotation, cellular component: mitochondrion. Lineage: Eukaryota; Metazoa; Chordata; Lepidosauria; Squamata; Anolidae.